AAAACAAACGGAAUUUUAGUUUUUCUCGAGACGUUGUUGAGUUAAUGUAACGGUUAUCGCAUAAAUAUUUAUUGUCUGAUUUCGGUGCAUUAGGAAAAAAUGCCUAAUAAAAAAUUUUGCAUAAUUUUAGAAAAUAAUUUACACAAGUUUUAAGACUUCUACAAUUUAAUUGUCAAUAUUCGUGUUCGAACUUUUUCUCGUUUUGUCAAUUCGAAAAGAUUUGUAUAGCGAUUGAAACUGUGUCGGUAUAAAAAGAAUAACAAAUAGCUUUUUUAUGAAAAGAAAAGUUAUUAUUAAUAUUCAAGUAAAACGAAAAAAUAUUCUAAUAAAAAUGAUCAAAAAAAGAAAAAUUAUUUAUUAAUAUUCUGAAUACAAAAAUUUCAUUUAAUAACUAUUGUGCAUGUCCGAGAAAUUAAGUAAAACUUUUAUAAUAACGAUUAUUAAUGCAAAAGAAAAGAAACACAGUAAUAAAAUACUAAAAAUAUUUUUCAUAAUAGCAUAUAAAAUAUUAAAAUUCGAAAAAGAAAACAAAAAAUACUUAAAUAGUAAAACUAAAAAUUCAAAUAGAAAAAAAAAACUGCAUAAAAUCUUUUCUAAAAUUUAAAAAAGAAGAAAAGAAGUUGUUUUUCAUAUUUUGUAGCUUGUUUUAACCUACUUUCUUCAUUUUAACAACUUUUUUUUCUAUAUUAAAACUAUGAGUGCCUCUUUUAAAAUAAAAGAAUAGUGCGGAAAUUUUAACAUAACUAAAGUAACAAACAAAAUAAAAACGAGGUGAAAAAAAAAGUGAUCCACGUGAAAAUUAUUUGAUUUUUUUUGUUACGAAAAACAUUUAGAAAAAAAGAAAAAUAAUUUAUUUUACAAUAAUUGCUAUUUUAAAAGUGGAUGUUUUAAAAAUUUGAAUCGGAGUGUAAUAAAAAACAACGAACUGUAUUUCGCGCGUUAAAGAAAACUGAUGAAAGAACAAAAGACUUUGUUUUAUUUUGACAUAACGGUUUACAAAUAUUUGAUUCGUAUUUAAAUGCACAUAAUUUCGAAAUGCAAAAGAUGUGCAUGCGUGCUUUCAUAUAUUCAUUUUCCAUAUCGGUUCCAUAACUGAAAAUAAAACGAGUGCUUGGUGUUAAGAAAAGUACAAGAAAAAAGUUGUUAUAAAUUUUAUAUUUUAAUUGUUAUACUGUAGGUUAACAUUAAUUUUCAAAUUAAAUAAAAAACUUUAUGUAUGCGUAAAUUUAUGAUACUUAUUCGUUCCUUUAUUCAUACAGAAUUUUAUCAAAAGAUUCAAUUAUAAUUUAAAAUAAAAAAAAACUUAAAAGAAAACAUAAAGAGAGGAGCAAAUAAUUUACUGAGCUUUUGUUUUUUGGUUUUCUAAUUUUUUACCCACUACAAUAACAACAGCAACAUCACAUAUGACAAACUCUUUUAAAAUUUUAUUUAAAAGAUAAUGGCCUGACCAUCAAUAUCGAAACUUUUUUAACAUUUAAGCUAAUAAAAAUUUAAUAAACAGACUUCAAGAGUCUCUCUAUUUUCAUACAUAUGUUUUUAACUAAAAAUAAUAAAACCAUGUCAUCAUCAGCAAUUUGUCCAAAAUUCUCUCAGAAUGCAUGGCGUAAGGACUUAUGCUCGAAUUGUUUUAAAUCCAAAGAAGACCACAAAAUCUCGAAUUCGAAAAAUGUUAAGACUGAAACAAGUAAAAUAAUGUCCAAAGUGAAUUCAAUUUCAACGCCAUCACCAUCACCUUCGAUAUCUACCUCAGUAAUAACAACAACUGAAUCUUCAACAACCUCAACAGUUUCAGCAACAAUACAAAACAAUAAUGCAAUAAAACAACCAAUAAAAUCAAUUAUGAAGUAUGGCAUUCCGAAUAAAGAAAUUAAAAACAAAUUAACAUCUUCAUCUUACUUAUUAACAACAUCCUCAUUAUCGACAGCGUCUUCUAUUAAUAAAAAAAGUAAUAAAGUUUGUUUUCCAAAAGAAUUUGUUGAAAUCAUUGGUUAUGGUGGUGAUUGGUCAGAUUGUGAUAAUACCGACGAUGAAGAUAAUGACUAUUCAAAUACUAAUAGCAAUAAUCAAAACGAAGAAAUUGUCCAUUUAGAUGAAGAAGAUUUAGAACUAGAACGCUUGACCAAAUCGAAUACAGAUUUUAAUAUGAAUAAUGGUAACCUGUUAGGUAAUGCAACUGAUAAUAUUAAAAAAUCAUUUGCACCAUUAAGAUUAGGUGCACCGCAACUAGAUGCAGAAGGUAAAAAACAAACAUUGAAAAUUAGUGUACAGCCUUUCGGUGCACCUGUUAAAAUGUCAUCGAUGAAAGAAAAAUUCGAAUUAAGUAAAAUGGAGUACGAAAGAAUUUCUAAGGAAAAAAAGAUGACAAACACUACAACGUCAAUGUCAACAACAACGACAUCUGCAAUAACAUCAUCCUCAUCAUCAUCAGUGACAUUAGUUGCAAAUAAAUCAGAAUCGAAUAAUAAAAAAGAAAACAAAGAAUUGAACAAUAAUAAAAAAAUCACAACAUCAGCAACAAAUGCAACAUCAUUGACAUCAAAUAUACAGCAAUCAUCAAUUAUUAAUAAUGUUAAAGAUAGUCUAGAAACUGCUGUUGUAGCUCAAGUUGACAGUGACGGUACAAACAGUCCACCUGUCGAAAGAGCAAUGGAAAAAUCUCUAUUAGAAGAGAUUUCUGAAACUUUAGAACAAAAAAAAUUACAACAGGAACAGACGAUAGAAACGAGCUCAACAUCUGCAUCAAAAAUUCAGUCAGGAAAAGAUGGUAGAAUUAAAUUUGAAGUCAACAAUGCUACAGAAACGACUUCAACAUCUUCAAAAACUUUUGAGUUAAAAAAAUCAAUCGCCAGAAAUCCUCCAAUUACAAAAGAUCACGUAAAACCAAAAAUUACGGUAUUUUCGAAAUAUACAUCAAAUGGCAUAGACUCAUCAGACAGUAACAACGCAUCAGAUAACGAAAAUGGUAUUUCCGCUUAUUAUGAUGUUGUAGAAACAACCGCUUCUUCAGGUAAUAAUGCUUACGAAAAUUUACCAGAUGGUAAAAGUAAGGAUCAGGUUGACAAUAAUAAUAUAAAAUCGAAUUCAAAAAAGAAUGUACUAAGUAAAGAGAAGGAAAACAAUCCGUUUUCAUCAUCGCAAUAUAUAACCGAUAUGCUGUUGUCAUCGAGAACAACGUCUGCAUCAUAUUCAUUGCAUGAAGGAAGUUUUAUGACAAGCAAAAUAACAUCUGAUGGACUUAUUGUUACGAAAUGUUCUUCGGAUGAUGCAUUAGAUUCAACUGGUUCGAGUUUUGAUGGUAGUUCCGAUGAAGAAGCGUCAUAUAACAUGAAUCGAAGCGAAUCAGAUUCCGGAAUAGGAAUUUCUAUAACAAAUGAUUACAAAACAACAAAAGUAGAUAAAUUUGAAAAAAAAUUAAGUGUUAGUACGAAUAAUUCGGAUUACGAAGACAUACAAGUGAUUGAAGAGGAACCAACAUCAAAAACUGUAAAUUGUCCAGCAAAAACAACAAAAAUACCAGAUAAAACUUUUUCAGUUGAAAAGAGUCGCGAACUGGCUGGAGAACCUGACGGAAGUGCUGAUCCAGAUGGUACAAAGGGUGAUAUUGCAGAAAACUUACCAGCACUACCUAAGUCACCACCGCCAACGUCUCCUGUAUCACCAGUUGGGAAAAUAAAAACAGCCAUGCCCGAUCCUAGGUCAUCCUUUUUACAUGGAAUGCAAAAAAAUAUAUCAUCCAUUAAUGCUAUGAAGAAGCCGGACGUUCCAGCAAAACCUGCCAGCGUUAAUGUUUUAAAAACUUUCGCAAAGAGGCAACCCACACAAGCAGAACAGCAGGUAGUUUCGCAAUUGCAACAAGUGAUUAAGUCGCCGAUUUCAAAAACGCUAGAUAAUCCAGAAAUUCGAGAUACGCUCUCCCGAAGAGAAGGUAGUGAAGUUUCGAAAAUGUUGAAGAAAGGACGAGCUCCAAAUCCUCCUCCGGUAAACUUACAAAUGCAAGACUUGCCAACACCACCACCAACUCCGCCGCAGCUUCAUGAUAAAAAUUAUAGCUUAAAUAUGGAUCCCCCUAAAAUACAAGCCGAAAUUAAGAAAAUUGUUAAUUCAUUUGGAGAGUCUAGCCCUAAGACAUCAAUGAAAACAGUUGACUCUUCUUCUCCAGUCUUAUCAACAAAUAGUAAAUCUGAAUCAAUCACAUCUAGUGACAGUAACCCUCAUUCAUGCAUAUAUAUGAGAAAUCCCCAACUACAAACUGGAAAUAAUUUCAAAUCUACUUCUCCAGUAAUUCGAGAAAAAGAUAAACGGGAACGUGCAAUAGUUAAUCCCAAAUUUAGAAGCUUAAAUACUUUUAGUCAUCGAAAAAAUCAGCAACAGCUUAUAAUUGCGACAUCGGAACUGAAACCAUCAACUCCAGAGCCGACACCUAGAAAAAAUCUUUCCAUGUCAGAAGAAUGUCUGUCUUCCGAAAUAGAUAAAGCAAAACAAAAACCAAAAACCAAAUUUUCUAUCAAAAAGUUUUUAAGGAUGGGGACAAGCAAAACUACUGAUAACCUUCAAAAAAAGGAUGAAAUUUAUUCGGAAAUUUGCACUGGAGAAGAUAAUAACACAGUUGGUAAGCCGCGUUUGGUUAUCAUUCACCCAAUUGAUAUUAAUACAACAGGUGUCGAAGUUGUAAAAGAUAUACCAAAAAGCCCUACAACUCCAGAUAUAAUAACAACUGCUGUUGCAGCAGGUAUCAUAAGUGGAAAACCUCCGGCCCCUCCGCAACGUACAUUGAAUAUUGACGGCAACAAACUUACAACAGAAGUUAAUAAACCAGCUAGACCUCCGCCACCAAAAAGUGCGGAACUAAGACGGAAACAAAAAAUUGGAUUUAAUAUAAAUUUACAACAAGGUGGAUCCGUUAAAACUAAAGCUGAUAAUGUUUAUGCCAAUUUAGGUGAAAUUCGUUCAGCGAUAGCACCCCGUAAACCAGAACGUACUGCAAGUAUGAGAGAACGUGAAGCUCAACUGGAAUUAGCACGUAAACGUGGAAAUUCCAACGAAAAUUCUGAUACAAUCUCAGUUUGUUCAUCAAACGGUGGUAGUGUAUCAAAUUCAGAACAUCAUAAUUGUCCAAUAUCAUCACCAACUGCCUCAGCAACUUCCACUUUAGAAUCAGUUUUCAAAAAUAAAUCUGGUCAUACUAAGCAAAAACAACAGCAAGAAAUAAGAGACUCAAAUUUUUCUGAACCAACAUAUACAUCCUCUUCAGCAAAUGCAUUAAUAAAGGAAAAAGUUGUUGAAGAUAUAAAUUGUUCAAUAUUGCAAUCAAUUCCGAUUGUAACAACACCGGUAAAUACGAAUCCAAAUGUGUUAUCUAAUAAAGUUAAUAAAAACGCAUCAAAACUAAACCCAACUGGAGGUACAAUAUCCAAGGAUGAAAAACUAAGUACUUUUGAAAGAAAAAAUAAAAAAAUUGAUAUGCUUCCUACCGGCAACAAUUUAAUUGGGCCAGAUAUAAAUCAUCAAAAUUAUAAUAGUAACAAUUCCACUCUUACGACUACAUUGAAUAAUGCAACAUUUUUCAAUGGAAAAUCUGUAGCAAGUAAAUUGGAGAUAUUCGAAAAAAGUGGAAAUGUUUGCAGUAGUAAUGUAGUAGGUUUGUCGGAUAAUGUUAAAGUAAAACUAAGUGAUGGACUUAAGGAUUCUGUACGCAAAAUCAGUAACACAAUUGACAGUUAUUUAAAAGAUAAAAGAGAUUAUGAAUCGAUGUGUGAUGUAUCGAAUAACAAUAAAGUUAUACCACCACCAACACCCACACGUAACUGUAAUACAACCCUAACAUCAAGCACAACAAAUUUAUUAUUUAACGAAACACAAAAUUCAGAGCAACCGAAUCAAACAGAAAAUCAACAGCAAUCUGAUAAGCAACAUCACGAUACUAUGAAAAGUACAACUGACAUGAUAAUCGAUAUGAGAAAAAGUUACGAAUUGAUGAUGAAUUCCACUCGUAGCAAUCAUCAGCAUUUAUAUCAAAGUCGUUCAAAUAGUUUUAUACAAGAUGCGCAAUCAAUUUCGGGACAAAGUCUAACGACACGCAGCGAAUAUGGAGUUGGAGGGCUAACAUCAUCAUCAUCAUCAUUUUAUGGUGGAAAUAGGCAAUAUACAAAUGGAUUUAAUGCCAGUUUAGCAAACAUUCCAAGAGUUAUAUCAGCCUCUUACUGUGGAAGUGAAAUGGGUGAAUCUGAUAUCUAUUCUCCAUAUAGUUUUUAUGGUGGAAGUGAAGCUGGUGCUGAUGUUGCUGUUGACCUGCAUGAUACUAUAUGGGGCGUUCCCAAUGUCGGAAAAUCCAGAGUUAAAACAACAAACAGAUUAAGAAUGCGAAAAGGACGUAGUGUUGUACAUAAAAAUAUUGAGGAUAACUAUAGUGCAGUUGUUGUUGCCAAUCAUGAAGCGUUAGCUCAAGUUCUUGAACAGCUUCAACAGACACCAUCAAUACCUGUACCUUUACGGCCUUUGGCAAAUGCUAUCAAUUUACGCUUCGAUGAUUUCACUGUUCUUGAAGGUGGUCAAGCAUUUGUUGUUGGUAAACGUGCCUUUCAUUCUGCUGUAUGGAAUACAUCACCAGUAACGUUAGCUCUUUCGGCUGAUUGCAAUCAAAUAUCUGGUGUUAGUGGAGAACUAAAUCAACUUUCCGGCGGUAUAAGUGAUGUCCUUAAUCCAAUCACAGAGUUUUGCGAUUUAGUACCAAGCUAUCAUUUACCCUUAAUGCCCAGUACUGAGGUUCGUAUGAUGCAGGCAACAAUAUCCGUUUUACCGCGAAUGCAAUUGGAUACAUUACAAUCAAUUGGUGCAAUAUUAAAGAAUAAAUCUCAACUCGUUGACAAACAUAUGACAAAUUUUCGUGGCUCUAUACCUAAUUUAUCAAUAACAAAUCAACAAACUAAUGAGAAAUCAAUUCUUAAUUCAUCUGGUUUACGAAACGUUUAUUCUGUACAAAACUUAACAACUUUGAAUGAAGAAACCCAAGAAAAACCAUCGUCAGACGAUAUUAUAAAUUUACCUGGUAUGCCAAGCUUUGAUGAUGUAAUGUGUCGUGAAGUUGGAUUUAUUAUGUUACAAUUAGUGAAUGGUUUAAAAAAUUUACAAGCAAAAGCUAUCGAGGAAAUGCCACUUAGUUUAUCAAACGUUAUACUUUGUAAAGAAAUUGAAAAUAAAGAUGCACAAGCUAGGUUAUGUGUUUUACACGGUUUAAAUCCUGACGAAGAUGAAUUACUGGGACCAUUAUGUAAAUGCGCUCACAUAGCAUUAAAUGAUAUGCUUCCACAAACAAAACUUUCAGCAAUUCUGUCAAAAAUACUUUUGCAGGAAAGAUCAGAAUCACUAUCUAAAGCAAAGGCACUUUUGGAAUUCGUUUUAUGGGGACCUUCGGACGUUGCAUUAACUGGUUCGAUAAAGGAACGGGAAUCAGCUUUACAACGAUGGCUUGAUCUAGAGCGUGCAACAGUUUUACAUGGACUUGUUCGAACUAGAGUUGAACUUACUGUUUAUGAUGAAUGCCAUUUAAUGUUUUUAGUUAGAUCAAAUUCAAAAAUUAUGAACGAAGCUGCAAAAUUGGUAUCAAGCUUAAAGUCUGCUGAAGAUCCAAAUUAAAGAAAGAAUGUUAAUCAAAUUAAUCAUAGAAAAUUUAGAUCGGCUAAUUUUAUAAAUAUUAGUUGACGUGCUUUAAGUAAAAUAACGUGACAAAAAGGAUUUUCUAAAAUAAACCCUAAUUUUUGUUUGUUUUCUCGAA
Molecule: messenger RNA, 7771 nt
Organism: Condylostylus longicornis
Lineage: Eukaryota; Metazoa; Arthropoda; Insecta; Diptera; Dolichopodidae
Product: serine-rich adhesin for platelets
Exons: 10
Coding region: 1531-7632 (2033 amino acids)
Source: RefSeq, a predicted model, not a curated record